Aspergillus saccharolyticus JOP 1030-1 is the source of this 7491-nucleotide messenger RNA. It is a transcript of the gene pyr2, whose product is annotated as non-reducing polyketide synthase pyr2. The transcript has 2 exons. Gene Ontology annotation, molecular function: phosphopantetheine binding; fatty acid synthase activity; 3-oxoacyl-[acyl-carrier-protein] synthase activity. The coding region runs from base 1 to 7491 and encodes 2496 amino acids. Lineage: Eukaryota; Fungi; Ascomycota; Eurotiomycetes; Eurotiales; Aspergillaceae. Gene Ontology annotation, biological process: secondary metabolite biosynthetic process; fatty acid biosynthetic process. The record is from RefSeq and is a predicted model, not a curated record.
AUGUCUUCCCUCCUUCCCGAACCGAUAGCCAUCAUCGGCACAGGCUGUCGCUUUCCAGGUGCCGCUUCUUCCCCCUCCAAGCUUUGGGAACUUCUUCUUCACACGCCUCGCAACCUCGCUUCAAAGACGCCCAGCGACCGUUUCAACCACGAUGCAUUCUACCUCCCCGGAAUUCACCAUGGCACGAGCAACGCCCCCGAGUCCUACUUCCUGUCCGAGAAUAUUCGGCAAUUCGACGGAUCGUUCUUCAACCUAUCCCCGGCAGAAGCAGAAGCCAUGGAUCCUCAGCAGCGCCUACUGCUAGAAGUCGUCUACGAGUCCCUCGAGCGAGCAGGUCUCCGCACAGAAAGUCUACAGGGCUCGGACACGGGCGUCUUCUGCGGUCUGAUGAACACGGACUACAGUAAUCUGGUCUCCAAUGACUGGGACUACGUCCCGACCUACACGUCCUCGGGCGGGGCGGCGUCUAUGCUGGCCAACCGCCUCUCCUUCUUCUUUGACUGGCAUGGCCCUUCAAUCACGGUCGAUACUGCCUGCUCAUCGAGUCUAGUGGCGAUGCACCAGGCAGUGGAUGCCCUGCGGAAGGGCGAUUGCCCGAUGGCGAUUGUUGCGGCCAGCAACCUGAUCCUCAGCCCCCGGGAGUAUAUUGCUGCCUCCAAGUUGCGAUUGCUUUCCCCGACGGGGCGCUGUCGGAUGUGGGAUCGAGAUGCUGAUGGAUAUGCCCGGGGAGAGGGUAUUGCGGCAGUGGUGUUGAAGCCAUUGAGCGCUGCGAUGCGGGAUGGUGAUCCUGUAGAGUGCAUCGUGCGGGCCACUGGAGUGAAUGCGGAUGGCCGCAGUCUGAGCCUAACGAUGCCCUCAUGGACGGCCCAGUCCAGGUUGAUUCAGUCGACCUAUGCCAGCGCUGGACUGGACCCUAAGAACCAUCCAGAAGAUCGGUGCCAAUAUUUCGAAGCCCACGGCACUGGAACCCAGGCCGGAGAUCCUCAGGAGGCAACGGCAUUGUACGAUGCCUUUUUCGAUGAUGGAACUCGGCCCAAAGAUCCACUACUUGUGGGCUCGGUGAAGACAGUCAUCGGCCACACGGAGAGUGCAGCGGGUCUGGCGGGGGUUAUCAAGGCAUCUCUUUGCGUGCAGAAUGGAGUCAUCCCGCCCAACCUGUUUUUCGACCAUAUACACCCCAGUAUCGCUCCUUAUACUACUCACCUGCGAGUACCUACUGAGGCAUUGCCAUGGCCCACUCUCGCUCCAGACGUCCCUCGUCGCGUAUCGGUCAACUCCUUUGGAUUUGGGGGGACCAAUGCACACGUCAUCAUUGAAAGCUACACCCCUCCAAAACAAUCUCUGCCGAGGACGCCGCUGCCGCCGCUACUACCGUACCUCUUUUUCGCAGCGACCAGAAAGUCCUUGACUGACCUUCUUCAUCGACACAUUCGAUAUCUACAGGAGAAUCCGGGAACCGACCCAACUGCCCUGGCAGAGACCCUAAUGCACAAUCGCUCUCUCCUGAAUCAUCGUUUGAUUCUAACGGCAUCGUCUAUCCACGACCUGGAUAGCAAACUUCAGACCGAAGUCCAAAAAUGCGAUUCAGAAGUACCUACCAGCAAAUCUCGAGACGCUUGCAAGGGGAUCGUGGGGAUAUUCACUGGCCAGGGUGCACAAUACCCGCAGAUGUGCUGGGACCUCAUCUCCCAAAGUCCACAGGCCUUAAACUGGAUGGAAGAGUUACAACAAUCACUGAGUUCUCUGCCGCCAGCAUAUUGUCCCGAUUUCUUGCUAGUAGAGGUACUUUCGGCCCCCAAGGAGACCUCGCGUAUUCAUGAAGCAAUGAUUUCACAGACCCUGAGGGCUGCCAUCCAGAUUGUGCAAGUGAACUUGCUUCGUAUCCUAGGGGUAGCCUUUUCUGCUGUUAUUGGGCAUUCCUCGGGCGAGAUCGCUGCAGCAUACGCUGCUGGUGUGGUUUCAGCAGCGGAUGCAAUUAGAUUGGCCUAUCUGCGAGGCUGGGCUACCCAUCAUGGCAUGAAGCAUGGCGGGCAGAUGGGGGCAAUGCUAGCGGGAGCAAUGUCUUGGGCAGAGGCAGUUUCUCUCUGUGAAGAAAGUGGUUUCAGUGGACGAAUCAUGGUAGCAGCCAGCAACUCCCCGACGAGUGUGACCUUCUCAGGUGAUGCAGAUGCGGUGCGAGAAUUGGAAUGGAUCCUACAGAGCUUGAACCGCACAGCACGUGCUUUACGGGUUGAUACGGCUUACCAUUCCCACCAUAUGGUUUCUUGCGCGCAGGCCUAUCUCUGUGCUGUUCGAGCCUGCGGCAUUCGAUACCAUCAGCCCAAUGUACCGUGGUACUCCACGGUAUAUAGCGCAAGGACGCUGGUCCACGACGACCUUUGCCACGACUACUGGGCGGAAAACAUGCUCCGCCCAGUCCGGUUCUGCGAAGCUGUUCGAGCUGUCUUCUCUGACUCUGACAGUGCGAGUAUAAUGGUGGAAGUUGGCCCACAUCCGACCCUGCAGGGACCCGUCUUACAGACCCUCGCCGAGAUUGAGCAUAGGAGUCCAGAGGGGUCUCCUUAUCUGAGCCUCGCUCAUAGGGAGAGCGGUAGUUUUGAGUCUAUCGCCAAUGCCAUCGGGGUUUUCUGUGAUCAUCAAGUACCUAAACUCAAGGUUCAUCAGCUUCUCAGGAUGUUCGCCCCUGAGUAUGAACGCACAUUUCUGAAAAAUCUACCAACCUACCCCUUUGACCAUACGCGCUCCUACUGGGCCAUGUCACGCCUGACAACUGCCCGUUUGCACCGCACGGACCCUCCUCAUUAUCUGCUGGGUGCACUUAGUCCCGAGACCGCGGAGAACGAAUGGCGAUGGCGGAACUUCCUCAGUCGGACAGAGCUGGAAUGGCUCAACGAUCACAAGGUUCAAUCCCAGGCUGUAUUCCCUGCCGCGGGCUAUAUUGUCAUGAUGCUCGAGGCGGCACUGCGAAUGACCCGAGGGCAGUCCUUGCGCUUGCUCGAGAUAGAUGACAUGCACAUCAAGCGCGCCAUCAACAUUCCAGAUCACUCCCAAGGCGUGGAGAUCAUCUUCAAAGUUGAGCAGAAACCCAUUAAGAAUGGUGCAACUCCGGCUAUCUUUACAUGUUAUGCGAUUAUUGGAGAAAGUCUGAAAGUCUGCGCUUCCGGGAGAUCCACGCUGUUGCUGGGCGAAACGGACCCAAUGCUGCUGCCUCCGCAACGAAUGCCUACCCCGGCCACACGAACGAUAAAUAUCGAAAACUUCUAUGCUAGCCUGCAGAAGUUGGGUCUGGACUACCGUGGCGCAUUUCGAGGUCUCCAGGCUGCUGCCCGACACUCGAUUGGGUCGACUGGUGUUGUCUCCUGCAAUGCCCCAUCAUCGUCGAUACUACAUCCAGCAGUCCUGGACUCGUGUCUUCAUGGUAUGCUGGCAGCUGUCAAGCUACAGACACCCAGUGUUCCCGUAAAGAUAGAGCGCAUUGUCAUCAACCCGAUGCUCUGUCGACAAACAUUGUUAGAUCAAAGUGGGGAUUUGAUUGUCGAUACCGUCCUUCUCGAAGAUACGGUCGAUGGAGCCAGGGCAGAUAUUAACACUUACAAUCGCGAAGGACAGGGGGUCUUUCUCAUUGAAGGCUUUGAAGUUAUACCACUUGCUGUCCCUGAAGAUCGAGCCAUUUUCUCUGAGAUUGCCUGGGGACCAUUCAUGCCCCAUGCUGUAUUGAAUGAGAACGACACAGACUCGAAGACCGAAUUGAAUUUGUACUGCGCGGAGCAUUGCGCUCUACUAUAUCUCAGAGAUGCGUGGGCGAAGCUGAACGCCAUGGACUAUGAGCCUAUCGACACUUAUCGUGCAAGCGUGAUGAGCUGGAUCAAAAGAGUCUUGGAGAUGACUCGGAGUGGCACCCAUCCGAUAUACCAGCCUGAAUGGUUGGAUGAUGGGAUUGAUGAGGUGCUUGAAAUGCCGGUUGAUACAAGUUCUGUCUGGUACAACUUGCGGGUUGCCGGAGAGAAUUUGCCCAGCGUUUUACAGGGAUCUGAUGCGCAAGUACACAGUAGUAGCCACGAUGACUUCGAGCAUGGCACACCAUAUGUGGAUCCCUUUCAAAGCAGCCAUGGCAGCGCUGAAAUCGCCAGUUUUGUCGAGCAAAUUGUCUUCCGUUAUCCUCAAGCAAAGAUUCUAGAGCUCAACGCAGGAGGUGGAUCGACAACGAGAUCUGUUCUCAAUAAGAUUGGCCGUUCCUACCAGUCCUACACCAUCACAGACGCAUUGGCAACCUGGCUUACUGGUGCGCACGAGAGACUUGGCGGCGACAAUAAUCCCAAACUGAUCGUGCGAUCACUCAGUGUCGAAGAAGAUUUAGCUGAGCAAGGCUACGAGACUGAUAGUUACGAUAUAAUCAUUGCCGCUAAUUCCUUGUCCCAAUCCACAAGGCUUCGCGAGGCGAUGAUUAACAUUCGACGUUUGCUGAAGCCCGGUGGCUAUCUCGUUGCGCGAGAAGGCACUAAUCUUGAUAUCAGCCGUGUUGCGCUGAUACAUUGCCAUGCUGAGAAAUGGUGGCAAAGUGACAGCGAUACUCGCCAGUGGACGCCGUUUCUAGCUUCUCAGGAUUGGGAGAGGCUGCUUCAGCAGACUGGAUUCGGAGGUUUCGAGGCAAUCGCACCCGCUGGUCUACUUGAUUUUGCCUCUACAUUCGUCUCGCAAGCUACUGAUGAUGCGCUUCAGCUUCAGCGUAAUCCUUGGAUAUUCUCUGGCCGACUAAGUAAUGAUGCUUGGAUUGUUGGCGGUGCAACCAAUGCAAGUGCGAGUCUAGCAUCGGGUCUCGAAGCGCUCCUGAACCGCUUUUUCAACAGGGUCGCCGUGGUAUCCACAUUAGAGGCGCUGGAUUCGCAAGAACUAUCCCGAGCACAUGUCCUGGUUUUGACUGACCUUGACUCACCUUGCUAUGAGAAUCUAACGGAAGAGCGUCUGAAUGGGCUCAAGGCGCUUACCGACAAUGCCAGCAGACUUUUGUGGGUGACUGCCGGGCUCGAGAGCCAGAAUCCGUACUGGGCGAUGACAAAGGGUAUCAUAAAUUGCGUUACAUACGAGAAUACGCAGUUACUAUCCCAGUAUCUGAAUGUUCCAGAUCGAACGGAGAUGACGGCACCGGACGUGGCUACUAUCUUCCUCCGUUUGUCUCACACGAUUGGAGACAACGACUUUACUUUGUCAAAGCGCAUGCAUAGCGUUGAACCGGAACUCAGGCUUGUUAAUGGCAUAUUGCAAAUACCGCGAUUCAAACUUAACGACGCUAUGAACGAUCGAUACCUCGCUGGUCGGCGAAGAGUAUGCGGAUAUACCAGGCUGCAUGAAUCAGUGAUCCAGGUGGUUUCGCCUUCAAGUCGGCGUCAAGAAUUUGUGCUAUCGGAAUCAAAGAGCAACAGGAAAGCAGUCUGUCUAGAUAUCCCAAAUCAUCGCUGGAUUGAUGUAACCUACUCCACGCUGAACGCUUAUCGAGUGGAAGGUGCUGGGUACCUCUACUUGAUCAUAGGUCACGAUUUGAGUGACCAGACAUGCUGGUUUGCAUUGUCACGGCACCAUGCAUCGGUCGUCUCGGUGCCUUUAAGCUGGUGUUUCCAGAUUCCAGGAAGUCUCUCUGGUGCAACUGAACCUACCUUUCUGACUAGGAUGGGUGCUGCAUUCAUGGCUAUCAAUGUCCUGAAUGUUGGGAUGUCCGACACAUCAGUAUUGGUCCACGGGCUUGAACCGAGGAGCAGGUUGAGCCAUGAAGCUUUCACAACUCUGGGUCUUACUCGAGGAAUGCGCGUUCAUUUCACGACCAGCAAUCAUAAUACCCCACCAAACAAGCAAGCAUUGUUCAUUUAUGAAAAUGAAUCAGCACGGUCUCUCUCUCGCGUUCUUCCUUCUGAUCUCUCUGUCGUCGCCCAAUGUGGUGGUUACCAGACUGAGAUAUUCCCUCGGAUUACAUCUGUCAUUUCAGACGAUGUUUCUAGAGUGGGACUGAAAAGCCUAUAUCGGAGAUUGUCAAGCGUCACUAGACUCAGUAAUCUGACUGCUGUGAGCCAGACAGUUCUUAGCGCUUAUGGCUUUGCUUUGCGCGAGAUGGAACCAGAUGAAGCGGUUGAGCUGAUUCCUCUUUGCGACUUGCACGGCAUGCAUGCAGACUCGUCUCAACCAGCAAUCGUGGACUGGACUACUCCUGAUCGGGUCCCAGUAGAGGUACAGACAGCAGGCUCAAUGGUCGAAUUGUCACCAAACAGAACGUAUCUCCUGGCUGGAAUGGCUGGUAGUCUAGGCCAGUCAGUCUGUCGAUGGAUGGUCUCCCGAGGUGCUCGAUUUAUCGUCCUGGGCAGCAGAACCCCGCAAGUUGACCCUCUGUGGAUUGCAGAAAUGGCGGGCUUGGGAGCUCGCGUGGUUCUUGUACAAAUGGACGUCACUAGUCGUAUAUCCGUGACUUCUACACAUGCCACUCUCUCUGCCGAACUCCCCCCAAUAGGCGGGGUCAUUAACGGUGCUAUGGUCCUCAAAGACCAGAUUUUUACCAAUACCAACAUCUCAGAUGUGCAGGCAGUAAUCAGUCCCAAAGUGCAAGGAAGCCUUCUACUUAACGAGGCUUUUGGCCACCUCGAUCUCGACUUCUUCAUCCUCUUUGGGUCCGCCGCUGGACCCAUGGGCAAUAUCGGCCAGGCUGCAUAUUCCGCGGCCACCCACUUCAUGUCUGCCCUCAUCCAACAACGACGCAAGCAAGGCCGAGUGGGAAGUAUAAUCCAUCCCGCAUCGAUCGCGGGCGUGGGCUAUCUUUCUCGCGCAGACUCUGCUUUGCAUGAUGUCCUUGAAAGAACCAUGGGUAGCAGCAGUACACAGCUGUCAGAGAACGACUUGCAUGAACUUGUGGCGGAGGCGAUCCUUGCUGGACGUGUUGAUUCAGGCAGAAAUGCAGACAUAAUUGCGGGGAUUGAGAUGAUGGAUGCUGCCAAGAGUCCUGAGGCAGUGUGGCUCAAGAACCCAAGGGCAUGGGGCUUCAUAAAUCAGAGUGGCAGCCUUCCAGGUGAGACAUGCACUCGGAACGAUGCUCUGGAGAUGAAAGUACGGCUGCAGGCAGCGAAGAAUAUCGAUGACGUGAUGGAUAUCAUUACUGCAGAAUUCAUCAGAGAGGUUCGGUUCCGGCUGAACUUUCCGGCUGAGGAGCCUGUGACUUCAGGUAUGGUGUUGAGCGAGAUGGGCGUGGACUCUUUGGUGGCAAUUGCGUUGCGGCAGUGGUUUGCGAAGGAGGUUGGUGUUGACCUUCCGAUGUUGCGCUUCUUAAGCGGGUCAUCUAUAGGGGAGUUGGCUGGUCUUGCUGCGGUACGACUGGCAAAAGAGGCUACGGCCAAGAGCGAGGAUAUUGAACUUGGCAGUGCUUUGGAGGAUUCAUUGGAGACAUCGCAAAUGGCGAAAACGAGCUUGGUUGAGUGGGGGUCAUUCGAGUCCAACUGUAGCUCUGUCGCUGUCUGA